Messenger RNA from Pimephales promelas (fathead minnow), 3525 nucleotides. RefSeq lists its product as uncharacterized. The record is from RefSeq and is a predicted model, not a curated record. Lineage: Eukaryota; Metazoa; Chordata; Actinopteri; Cypriniformes; Leuciscidae.
UGCAAGUAGUCCAUUGGUCAGCUGGUAUCACGCACUAGAUUGCGGAGGCUCUGCGUUGCUUUAAUGCCAGUGAACGCACAACGCAGCCUGCGCUAUGAGGAGACACGGAGGUGUAGCGUGACGCUCACUUUAACGGAGCACAUGAAACAUACAUGGGAUUAAUAGCUUACGCUACAAAUCUACGAUGCUCUGUAUUCGGAUAUGCUGUCUUAAAACGACGCGGUGACAUGGAUAUCAUCAUUUCUAAACAGUCCAUAAUCCUCAUGAAGGUUAAAGCCCAAAUCCUUCAGCCCAGCAGCAUCUUCAUAACCUACGACAGCUGGAAUUGUGUGAUUCGUGACAUCUCAUCAGCACGAGGGAAGUGACUGGCACGGUGUAAAGCAUCUGAUAUUAUUGCCCCAAGAAGAAUGCUGCAACAGAACAACAACAAUAACUGCUUGGAAAUGGCCCAUCGGGAGCUACUGAAUGAACGCCGAAGAACCAAUGUCUCAUUGAGCAGUGCCCUUGAGUUUGGAGCCAUACCCCUGAUUAAAGGCCUGAGAGCGUGGGCUGUGAGUGGGGGUUACUCUAAAGCCAGGAGAAAGGCUGCUAAUGGAUCUCGGGCACAGAGCACAUGCCAACCGCCUCCUGAAGACAGGGUGGGGCAGAGAAGCUGGUCAGGACAGGUUAGCAGUGGCUAUGGGCACACAUCGGAUGGUACGAAUAGUGCGGCGAGAACUUCAGGGGUCAGGCAAGGCGCCAGCGGUCUUGGUGCUCUUGUAACUGUGGCCACUUUGAAAGGCACUGAGGGGGGUGGCAGGCAGACUCAGACUCGCUGCCUCUUUCUCAAGGCCCAGGGACGAGGCAGCUACAUCUGUGCUGUUGGAAACCGAGGGGCUGGAGCGAGAGUCACAGGUCCACGGACUCACACGGUCAUCCUCGAGGGGUCGAAAGAAGAGCUUAUAUGUUCCUCUAGGGGGCAGAGGGUGAGCCAGGAUGGGACAGACGAGGGAGGAUUAUUCAAGGCCAAGCCCCGGGCCAUAAGAAAAUGGAGGAAGUGCAGUAAAACAACAGGCUCAGCGGAGAGAAGAACAACAGCUCACGGCAGAAAGGAAAUCGCCAAUCAGCACUGUGAGCCGGAACAUGGCGACCAAACAAAUGCAGUCAUUACAGACGUAGCAGCAGGUACAACAAUAACACAAUGCCAGAAAGGGACCAGUGCUAGCUAUCCAAGUCAGGAAGAAAUCAAUGAGUUGGCUCAUUCCCCCGUAUCGGCGAAAACUGCUGCGCCCGAGAGCAUGGACCCACAAACCUGCUGCUCUUCUGACAAAACAUGUGCCAAGCAAGGUGAGCAGGUCAAAGCUGACAUGAGUAUUAAUCAAUCCGAUAACUGUUCUGAAGUAGACGAAGGAUUCAGUCGUGCCAAUGGCGAUGCGCAAGGAGACACUAAGCUUGACUCGAAUAACUCAAACCUAGGAUCACCUGAAUUGGAAAUAAAAUCAACCACAACAAACUGUAGUAGUGAGCCAAGCAUAGAUCAAACUCCCUCUGAAGUCCCUGUCAGCAUUGAGAAGAAUCAAGAAUCCAGGCCGGAUGAGCGCCUAAUGGACCGUGAGAAUCUACAUUCGGUGGAGGAUCGCAAUCUCACAACUCGGAGGGACGGACCUCCGGAAACAAAGAGUACAGUCAUGCUGGAGGGCCGCGCUCCAGUGGGUGUUGAAUGUAGCACUACGAAGAAGAAGAAGUGGAGGUGUUCACCUCAGCAUUGGGAGGAAUUAAUCACGGAGAAUGGGGAACUUGAAGUUCAGCAGUCUGACAAAUCCUCUUCACGAGGCUUUAGCACACCAACAACCAAUAUAACUGUAACCACUAUUCACUCCCAGCCUAAUCCUGCCCCUACCACCACUGCAGCCAUAGCAACAGCCAUCCCAGCAUUAAGCAAUGGGGAGGUGGGGGCUAGAGGUGGAGACUCGCUGCCUCUGGAGAACUCAGAGUUGAUAUCAGAGCUGGCAAGAGUUGACGACGGGGACAAGGUGGCCACUGACGAGGGGUCUCUCGAUGUGGGCGAGGAGGAUGAGGAUGAGUUCGGGGCGUUCAUGCAGGCAGGUGGGAUGGACGGGUUCAGUGACGUCCAACAGUUGGCUGCGAGAGAGGAUUACAACUGUGAGGGAUGCGCAAGUCCCACUGAUGCAAAUGAACCCGCAUCCUGGGCAUCUGAUUGGACGACGGACCAGUCAUUCCAGCAGUCAGAGAGCACAUGGAUUGCCUUCAGCCAGGAGACUGUGGAGCAGAAGACAGUGCCUGGUGGCCAGUGGUGGCCUUCAACCGAACAAAAGCCAAACCUUUCCCUCUCUUCUCUCCAUUAUGUGUCAAAUGUCUUUCUAGAGGCCUUUCCCUCUGACGAGUCUCCCUGUGAAGAUCCUGAAUGCAUUCCUACACUAAAGCAGCUUCUGCAAGGACCAGCUGAAAACAGCAAUAUAGGCGAGCACAAGAAACAGAGCUUACUUGAUGGCCUCCAGGAUCUGGACCGGAUGAUUGGUGUGAAAUAUAAGAGGGCGGAGUCUGUGUCCUGUAAACUCCUCCUUCAGUCACUGCGUUUGGAACGACCCAGCUCUGAAUGUGUGACAGUUCGACUAAAGACCAGUUCCAGGUUUUCUCCAAAUCUCCCAACAUCCAACCAGCAGUUAGCUGCAAAUGCUAAGAGAAGACUGUCAUAUGAUUUCAACAGAAAUAUCAAGACUUAGUCUCUAUAUCUGCUGAAACAUCUUUGACCCAUGCUUCCUUGAAAUAGGAAAUUCAGCGGAGAGUAAUAAUACUGAAUUUCCCUGGAUGUUUAUUUAACGUGUGUCUGUUCUCACUCAAUGUCUGGUAUAUUCUGUUUCUCAUUCAGCUGUGUAUCCAGAAACACAAGAUUUGCGUUCAGACAAAUAUGUUUUUUCAGUAUAUCAGCAUAUUAGGGUUCAAUUAGGACAAAUAUACUCAAAUGUCAAGUAAAAAAAAAGAGAAAAAAAACUUUGUCUAAUUGUUAAGUUCAGGUGUAAGGAGACUUGUGCAGCAUUGAAUCUGGUUAUUGGACCUAUUUUUAUCAAAUAUCACAGUAUGCUGUUUUUGUAUUGCUUUCAAUCUAUGUAUUACAUCUGCUAGGAGAAGCUUAUUUUGCUGGAGCCAUGGCGAACCUGUACAUUCAAAUAUGGAAUCAAAAAAUAUAUAUAUUUUGAUGUGGGGAGAGAGAAAGAUUACAAUUACUUUCUGCCCUCAAAAAGCUCUCCUUUACCUGAAAAUUGUCAAAAGCUAGCAAAUUUCCACAAAAUGUAUUUUCAUACACCACCUCACCGAGAAAUCCAUUUUCUUGUUUCCAUGUCUUUUCUCCCUGUGAUUGAAGUACUAAAUAUGACACUAUAGUGUACCAUUUUUAACUCCUGAAGAAUAGAGACCAUAUUUUCAGAAGUGUUUUAAAAUGAAUGUUAACAUUUUCAAUUGAUCCUGUAAGCUUGUUUGUUGAUUGAUGUAAUUAAAACACCUUUAAUGACUGAAUGAAGCGGAUAA